GAGUUCUUUGACCUUGGCACCGUCCAGUGCCGGAAUGACUACGACAAGGAGUUCAUCCACAGCGCCAUCGUGGAGUGGUAUGGCAGCCUGGAGGCCUUUACGGAGUACGUCCGUGGCCCGCUGCGCAAAGAGCUGGUCGCGACCUGCGGCACCGCGUUGCCCAUCAAGUACACGCUGAUUGUCGUCACGCCCUUGGUGAGCCUGGGCAUAGAUGUGCUGGUGGCGCUCUGCAAGGGAGGCGCACCUCCCCGCGCGGUGCUUUGCUAUGGGUUCGGUAUGGUACUGGGGCUCUUCACCUUCUAUGCCAUGGCUAUGUUGCGAUUCGGAGCCUUCCUGUGUGAACACUUCGCGCGCCCUUUGAAGGGCAACUUGCAGAGCCUGCUGCAAUCCCUGGGGCUUUUCGUGGUCUUCAUGCUGGCGAUCUUCGGUGGUGCCAGAGUCGCAUCCAUGGCCUACAGGGCGAACGUCGUGGCCUCCAUCCUUUUCUGCUUCUCCUCCUUCCUCUUGACGCUGCGCCAAUCCGGUUGCUCUGGAGGAGCAACGAUGCAAUACUUUGGCAUUGGCAGGGCUCCGGAGUCUGAGGGGUAG
Molecule: messenger RNA, 588 nt
Organism: Symbiodinium sp. CCMP2456
Lineage: Eukaryota; Dinophyceae; Suessiales; Symbiodiniaceae
Source: the annotation of a GenBank genome assembly